Molecule: messenger RNA, 1708 nt
Organism: Centruroides sculpturatus (bark scorpion)
Lineage: Eukaryota; Metazoa; Arthropoda; Arachnida; Scorpiones; Buthidae
Product: stress-activated protein kinase JNK-like
Exons: 12
Coding region: 467-1519 (350 amino acids)
Biological process (GO): JNK cascade; protein phosphorylation
Cellular component (GO): cytoplasm; nucleus
Molecular function (GO): ATP binding; JUN kinase activity
Source: RefSeq, a predicted model, not a curated record
GAGCGCAAUAUGUUUUGACGUCACGGUUUAUUGUGUCCCAUGAUUCCAUUGUCGCCGAAAGAGGGAUUCGGAUUUUAGAAAUUUUGACAUUAUCGAGUGCGGAUUUCGACUUUUGCGGAAUAAAACUUUAAAAAUAAGUAAUCGAAAAUACUCCGUUAUUAUAUAUAAAGGACCGAGAUCGCAACUGAGUGAGGUAACUUAUUCAUGUGGGACCUUGGCUACAAAUUCCAUCUAUUGACUAAUUAUUUCAUAGAAGUUAUUCCAAUAUUUAUUCUGAAUAGAAUGGUGAUAACUUGAAUACUAAUAAUAAUACAGUUUAAAUCAGAUAAAUCCAUCUGGUAUAAUAUAAUUGGAGAUUCUGAAGAUAGCAAUGAGUGGAGUGCAUUCACUUUCCAAUCAUCAUAAAUCACAGUUAACUUUAGCUUCCAUUUAAAUCUCGGUUAGCGGUAACUAUUGCCAGCAACUAAUGCAAUUGACUUCCAAACAAUCAGAAGAAAGUAGUAAGGAAAAUAUGUCUACCAUGAGUAAAUUUUCUACCCUCUUUUAUACGGUAGAAGUCGGAGAUACAAAAUUCACUAUUCUUAAAAGAUAUCAGAAUUUAAAGCCGAUAGGAUCGGGUGCUCAGGGAAUAGUGUGUGCUGCUUAUGAUACAGUUACCGAACAGAAUGUGGCCAUAAAGAAACUCAGUCGACCAUUUCAAAAUGUCACUCAUGCUAAAAGAGCCUACAGGGAAUUUAAAUUAAUGAAGCUAGUUAACCAUAAAAAUAUUAUUGGACUUCUCAAUGCAUUCACACCUCAGAAAUCACUAGAAGAUUUCCAAGAUGUAUACUUGGUAAUGGAAUUGAUGGAUGCAAAUCUGUGCCAAGUUAUCCAGAUGGAUUUGGACCAUGAAAGAAUGUCCUAUCUUCUAUAUCAGAUGCUAUGUGGUAUAAAACAUUUACAUUCUGCUGGAAUAAUCCAUAGAGAUUUAAAACCAAGUAAUAUUGUAGUUAAAUCAGAUUGUACAUUAAAAAUUCUUGACUUUGGACUUGCAAGGACAGCUGGAACAACGUUUAUGAUGACUCCUUACGUAGUAACAAGAUACUAUCGUGCACCUGAAGUUAUACUUGGAAUGGGCUAUAAAGAGAACGUGGAUAUUUGGUCAGUGGGUUGCAUUAUGGGAGAAAUGAUCAGAGGAGCCGUUCUGUUUCCUGGAACUGACCGAAUAUUAAAUAGUAAUACUUUAAAAUAUUUACCUUAUCAGAGGUUAAAUGAUUUCAGGAUAUUUUUACCUGCUCCAGCUCCUUAUGAUCAUUCAGUGGAUGAAAGAGAACAUACUGUCGAACAAUGGAAAGAACUCAUAUAUCAUGAAGUUCUUGAAUAUGAACAAACUCAUAAUACUGUUGGUCUGGGUAUACCUCCAGAUCGUUCGAGUCAUCAUAAUUCUCAAACAGCGGACGGUGCAAUGGAAGAUGGAGAAGAUAGAUUAGCUGAUUCUUCAACUAAUGGAAUGGGCAAUCCGUACAGUCGACGUAGAUAGAAACAAUAGUCCUCGUUAAAUUUAAACCUUUAGAAAUGUUUUUAUUUGGUGAUUUAUGUUCGAAGAGACAUUCUAAGCCUUCUUCUCAACCAGAAAUCACUGUAGAAGACAAACCAGUUAGCAAAAAAAAAAAAAAAAAAAAAAAAAAAAAAAAAAAAAAAAAAAAAAAAAAAAAAAAAAAAAAAAAAA